Messenger RNA from Pipra filicauda (Wire-tailed manakin), 1026 nucleotides. Its product is annotated as translation initiation factor IF-2-like. The transcript has 3 exons. The record is from RefSeq and is a predicted model, not a curated record. NCBI's taxonomy places the organism in Eukaryota, Metazoa, Chordata, Aves, Passeriformes, Pipridae. The annotation marks the transcript as partial.
AUGGCGAGCUGCAGCCUGGCACCGAAUCCUGCCAGCGUAGGAGACGACAGUGUCCUGUUCUCGCUGCUUUAUGCCCGAAAGGAGAAAAUAAAUAAUUACAAACUCGGCAAGCUGUGCAAUGGGCCCUGCAGUGCCGCGCAGGGACCGCCCCGGCCCGGCCCCGCCCGGCCCCGCCCGCAGCCCUUUUACCGAGCGCCGGCGGGGCCGGGGGAGGCUUUGGGGUGUGCGGGUCGGGAGGGGCCGGGGAGUGCCGUGUCCGUGUCCGUGUCCGUGUCCGUGUCCGUGUCCGUGUCCGUGUCCGUGUCCGUGUCCGUGUCCGUGUCCGUGUCCGUGUCCGUGUCCGAGCUGCCCCGUCGUGAUCCCGGGUAUCCGUGCCCGGCAGGGCCGUGUGUGCGCAGAGACCUUCGGGCACCCGCGGCACGGAGGGUGCGGAGCUCGGCCCGGGGUCGGCCCGGGCUGUCCCGGCUGCGGCUCCGGCCGGGGGGGCUCGAGCGGCCGCCCCCGGGCCGUGCCGGGAGCUCGGCUGUGCCCGGGCCGGGGCCUCUCCCGGAGGGAUGUGCGGCACGGCGGGGAAAGCGCCUGGAGCUUUGUGUUGCGUACGCGAGUGUUUUCCCCCUGUCUUUGCACAGGUUCAGCUCUGCGGGAACUGCCCGGGGGGCUGCCGGCCAGAGCCGCCCGAGGAUGGGGCUCCCCCCGAGCACGGGGCAAGCGCAGCCACCGGUGGGACCGGGUCAGCCUGCGGGAAGGUUUCCUGAUUGCUCCCGUCCCCAGAGCAGCUGUGCCUCGUUCCCAGAGGUCCCGCCUGGGCAAGCCCGGCUCAGCACAGCACCAGGAGAGGCUGCACGGGAGGACGAGCCCGGCCAGGGGCAGGACACAGCCCAGCCCCGGGAGAGUUUGCAGCCUGGCUCGUGGUUUCCCCUGGUGCUGGGGAGUGGAGGCGAGUUGUGCUUCCUGCUGGGAGAGAGAAGGGCCUUGGGAAGCUGCUCCAUGAGCCACAGCUGUGCCGAAGCCUGGGAGUCUGUCCAG